UUCAAGCAUGCUUUACUCACACAUCAGAUCAUCAGAUGAUGGUAAUUUGCAAACAAAUGCCCUAGGACACGCUACCGGGUGAUAUAUUCUACAGUCAAUAUUGUCCUGUGGAGGUGGUUUCACACCUCACCUGUUUAUCGGUAAAGUCAUGUCUCUCUGUCAAAACGUCUCAGUCAGAUGGAGAUAGCUGAGGACUACUUUUGUUUUGUACUUUUCAAGAUAAAGACUUAACUUAGACUGAAAAUGGGCGAGGUAAAGCCCACUGAGCUCAUCGUCAUCUGUUUCAUGCUGCUUCACGGUUUUGUUGCUGCAUUGAACUGCACCAGCCCGACCCCUAAAGCCCUGUUGCACGCACUUGAGAGCAGCUUGUUACCUGAAAAACGUGUGCGUCCUGUGAAAAGCUUUUCAGAUCCAUUGAACGUAACCAUCAGCAUCACUGUGGUGGGGAUUUUAGGAGUGGAUGAAAAAGCCCAAACGCUCACAACGGUCUUGUGGGAAGUUCUGGAGUGGAAGAUAGAGGGACUGAGCUGGGACGAGAAGGAAUGUGGAACCACAAGGGUGUCCCUCCCCCGGGAGAUGCUUUGGACUCCUGACGUAAUCAUCUCCGAAUUCAUGGAAGAGGACAAAUCUCCCGGGACUCCCUACGUCUACUUGAACAACACAGGUCAUGUAUUUGAUGACAAGCCAAAGCGAGUUGUCAGCUCCUGCCAGUUAGGGAUCUACACUUUCCCCUUCGAUGUCCAGAACUGCACUCUGACCUUUGGGGCGUAUCUACACUUUGCUUCGGACAUCAGGAUGAUUCAGGGCUACUCAGCUGCUAUGACACUGGAGGAGUCCAAAGAAGUGAUGCAGACCAAAGGGGAGUGGGAGCUGGUAGACAUCACUGUGGGUCAAACCACCCUGACAAUAGACGUGGGAAGUUACUCUGAGAUCAAAUACCAUAUCAUUCUGAAACGGAGGCCGACCCUCUACGUGGUGAACCUGCUGAUCCCCAGCUGCUUCCUCGUCACGCUGGAUCUCUUCAGCUUCAUGCUGCCUCCCCACAGCGUGGACCGCGCCUCCUUCAAGAUGACCCUCAUCCUGGGCUACACGGUCUUCUUGCUCAUCAUGAACGACCUGCUCCCCGUCACCGGGGAGCAAACGCCUCUCAUAAAUGUCUUCUUCUCCCUCACCCUGGCGCUGAUGGUGGCCAGCCUGUUGGAGACGGUGUUCAUCACUAACAUCCAGUUCAGCUCCAGCCAGUACGGAACCGUGCCUCCCUGGCUCAGGGUCCUCGUGCUGCGGUAUCUGGCUUUUUUGGUUUGUCUCAAGCCAAAGAAACCGAGCAACAAAGUCACAGUCAACCUCAGCUCAUCUAACACAGAGCCAGCCGUGAAUUCCAGCAUCACCAGCAUCUCAGUUCAAAACAUCUCUAGUAACGCCAAACUACAGGAAGCCCCACCCGCGGCCCCUCCGGACCCGGGCCUGGUUGAACUGAGGAAGCUGAGCAGAGACCUCACGGCCAUCCGCUGCCAGGUGGACAAACACUCCCAGGGGAACAGUUCCUCGCAGGACUGGCUAAUGGUCGGGGUUGUCAUCGACCGUCUGCUGUUCUGCUUGUACAUUGUCUUCAUCAGCGCCAGCUUCAUCACCAUCAUCUGUAUCUGGGCCUUCAACAACUCCAUUGGAGCAUGAUUUUCUUUCUGGCAAUACGUGCAUGAUAUUGUUUGUGAGUCAAUCUCGAAAAACACGCAUUAGAGAAGAUGAAGGCCUGUGAACACAAACAAAAAGAGCCACAACCUGAAACCUGUAAUAAGGUCAGAUUCUAACUGUAAUGUGUGUGUUAAAGUGAAAAUCUAGCCAAAAUGCAACUCAGGCGUUGAAUGUAUGCAAGUCAAACCUUCGUGUAAAAGCAUAAUUACAACAAAAGAGGCACUUAUAAGAUUUACUGUAUUUUUGUUUUUGGGUCAAAAUCAUUUGCAAUGGGAGUGCA
Messenger RNA from Acanthopagrus latus (yellowfin seabream), 1972 nucleotides. RefSeq names its product 5-hydroxytryptamine receptor 3A. Gene Ontology annotation, cellular component: synapse; neuron projection; membrane. The record is from RefSeq and is a predicted model, not a curated record. Gene Ontology annotation, biological process: signal transduction; nervous system process; monoatomic ion transmembrane transport. Lineage: Eukaryota; Metazoa; Chordata; Actinopteri; Spariformes; Sparidae. Gene Ontology annotation, molecular function: transmembrane signaling receptor activity; extracellular ligand-gated monoatomic ion channel activity; neurotransmitter receptor activity. The transcript is spliced from 9 exons. Bases 244 to 1674 code for a protein of 476 amino acids.